Penicillium malachiteum is the source of this 1542-nucleotide messenger RNA. RefSeq lists its product as uncharacterized. Gene Ontology annotation, biological process: transmembrane transport. The transcript has 5 exons. Gene Ontology annotation, molecular function: transmembrane transporter activity. Lineage: Eukaryota; Fungi; Ascomycota; Eurotiomycetes; Eurotiales; Aspergillaceae. Gene Ontology annotation, cellular component: membrane. The coding region runs from base 1 to 1542 and encodes 513 amino acids. The record is from RefSeq and is a predicted model, not a curated record.
AUGGCCCAAAAAUCAGAAAACCGUGAAAUCGAAAAUGUAGCCAGACAAGACAUCCACGAUGCACCACAGAAGAACCAAACAGACUACUCUCGUGUUGAUGGCGAGAUUGCCAAGUAUGCCACAGAUGGUGCUAUUGAGAUCGAUGAAGCUACCAAUAAGCGGUUGAAACGAAUGAUCGAUAAACGAGUCUUGGUAGUGAUGAUGUUUACGUAUCUGCUUCAAACGCUGGAUAAGGGAGCGCUGUCUUUUGCUUCGAUUAUGGGUAUUAAGACUGAUGCGGGUCUCGUGGGGAAUGAGUAUAACUGGUUGACUACUAUCGUUUACAUCGCUAUCCUCACUGUUGAAUAUCCGGAAAAUUGGAUCAUUCAGCGCGUUCCCAUCGGAAAAUGGCUUUCCAUUAAUAUCCUGCUAUGGGGUAUCUGUAUCUGCUUGAUCCCCGCUAUGAAAAACUUCUCCGGCUUGAUUGCUCUUCGUGCAUUCAUGGGUGUGUUCGAGGCAGCAUGCCAGCCGACCUUCGUUGUACUAUCAGCAACAUGGUACAAGAGAGAGGAACAAGCUAGCACAAUCAAUUUCUGGUACAUGAUGAACGGUCUGCAAAAUAUUAUCGGUGGUCUUCUAGCCUUCGGGUUUUCCUUCGUCCCCUCCAGCUCUCCUAUCAAAUCAUGGCAAGCACUUUUCAUGACAUACGGAAUCAUCACGGUGUUCUGGGCGAUAUUCGUCUUCUUCUGGCUCCCCGACUCAAUCAUGCGCGCGAAGUGUUGGAGCGAAGAAAAUAAACAGUUGAUGGUUGAGCGAGUUCGUCAGAACCAGACUGGUCUGCAAAACAGAAUCUUCAGAUGGGAACAAGUUAAAGAUGCGUUCACCGAUCCACAACUCUACGCAUUCGUUUUGAUCCAACUCUUCACUACAAUCCCAUCCGGUGGAAUCGGUGCUUUCGCUAACAUCAUCGUCGCCUCCUUCGGAUUCAGCACCUGGGCGAGUCAACUACUCCUCAUGGUCGUCGGAGCCGUCACAGCUAUCACGAUGAUAUCCUCCGCAUACCUAGACCGCUACUUCAAGCAAACGAUCCUAAUCAUGAUCUCCUCGCUAGUGCCCUGUAUCAUUGGGACAUCGAUCCUAGUCGGGAUCCCAUUUUCCUCGAAUAAGCGAAUCGGAAUGUUAAUCGCCUACUUCAUCUUCUACUCCUUCUUCGCAGUUUCCGCCCUUUCAUUGAGUCUGGUAUCGCGGAACGUGGCUGGACAAACUAAGAAAUCUAUCGUGAUUGCAUGCAACUUCGUAUUUUGGGCUGCUGGAAAUGCUAUCGGCCCACAGAUCUUCCGGUCACAGGAUAGUCCACGGUAUUAUUUGGCCUUUGCUAUUAUUCUGGGAUGUUUUGGACUUUGCAUGUUGGUGCUCAUUGCUUUGAGGGUUUAUUAUAUGGUUCAGAAUCGGAAGCGAGAUGCGAGGAUCACAUCUGGGGAGAUUAUGCCUGAUGUUGAUUUUACCCAUGCGUUUGAGGAUAUGACUGAUCGGGAGAAUCCUCAUUUUAGAUAUAGUUACUAA